AUGAAGAAUUUUCGACCUCCUUAUUCGUUCUCGUCAUCUAUCCCAAGAUGGAGAAGAAGAUCGAGAUCGAAGUGGCUAUCGUCGACAUCGUUUCGUUGGAAGAGAAGUGAAGGUUUUGAUUUGACCGAUGGGAAUGUGACGACCGAGAGAAUCGACAGUUGUUUGAUCGCACAUAUGAGAAUCCGUGAGAAGAAUGCUCUUCAAGCUCUCAAAGCCUGCCAUUGGCACCUCGAAGCAGCGUUUGAUGUGUUUUACAGCCAGCCCCAGCCAAGAAGCAAUGCUGAUAUGAGACGCUUGGAGGAGCUCUACAAUAGAUAUAAAGGCAAGCUACUUUACCCAUAUUCCGAUAUGAUUCUAGCGGAUGUUAUCUCGGUUCUGUGUAAUGAUCUUCAGGUGGAACCCCAAGAUAUUGUCACGUUGGUUCUUUCGUGGCAUAUGAAUGCUGCCACAGCGUGUGAAUUUUCCAAGGAAGAAUUUGUUGGUGGAUUACAGUCAAUAAGUGUAGAUUCCAUUGCGAAGUUGCAGGAAAAGCUGUCAUUUAUGCGUUCUGAGCUUAAAGAUGAACGGCGUGGAGGUACGUCUGGUAAAAUAUUCAGGUUGUCACUUGGUCUUCUCGUGGCAGCCAGAAUGAACUGUGUAGACAACACAGGAGCUAAGAACCUUUACGUCAUUUCGGUCAAAGGAAUCAAAGAUCGUCUCAAUUGGAUACCUUAUACUUGUGUUGUUGACAUGGUUAUGGCCACAGUCAAGAAAGGUAAACCGGAUCUCAGAAAAAAGGUUCUUCCUACUGUGAUGAUUAGGCAGUGUAAGCCAUGGCACGAAAAGACGGUGUUUUCAUGUUUGUUGAAGAUAAGAUCUUUGCUGAGAUGUUUGGGGCGUUGUUAUGUGGUUUUUAGUUCUGCGAUUACUGGACUGAUCGGGAAAGAGUGUGCGGAUCUCUGGCCAAGGAUUGCAAGUGCUGCUAAGGUCAUCGUCUACUCAUGUUGCUGGCUAUCUUAUUCAACAAAACUGGAAUGUAGUUUAAAAUGA
Thlaspi arvense is the source of this 1029-nucleotide messenger RNA. Lineage: Eukaryota; Viridiplantae; Streptophyta; Magnoliopsida; Brassicales; Brassicaceae. The record is from the annotation of a GenBank genome assembly.